Messenger RNA from Humulus lupulus (European hop), 750 nucleotides. RefSeq lists its product as uncharacterized. The transcript has 2 exons. Bases 1 to 750 code for a protein of 249 amino acids. Lineage: Eukaryota; Viridiplantae; Streptophyta; Magnoliopsida; Rosales; Cannabaceae. The record is from RefSeq and is a predicted model, not a curated record.
AUGAACGUAAUAACUGGUGGCUCUGAGGUAAGUAGAGUCAUCCAUUCAGCAGCCAAAAGACAUGCCAGGAAGACCAACUGGAUCAAAGGAGAGUCCAGCAGGACAGAGAAGAAUAUCAUCAACCUACCAGCUCAAACCAUUAGUUUCUCAACAACAGAGUCAACCAAACUCCUGAACCUGCAUCAUGAUGCUCUUGUUAUUACACUUUACAUUGCUAGAUGUCUUACUAAACAUAUACUUAUUGAUAAUGGCAGUUCAGCUAACAUUUUGUUUUUAAGUGCUCUCAGGGAAAUGGGGAUAGAUGAAUCAAAGAUCAUAAAGAAGACUACAAUCCUCAUCAGUUUCAGUGGAGAGCAAAAGAACACACUAAGAGAGAUCGUGGUACCUGUCUAUGCCGAAGGAGUCAAUCCGUGCACAAGAUUCCUGGUAGUAGACUCUCCGUCUGCUUACAACGUGAUACUAGGUCGACCAUGGAUACAUGAAAUGGAGGCAGUCCCUUCAACAUACCACCAAGUUCUAAGGUUCCCAACUAAAUGGGGGGUAACAGAAAUCAAAGUCCAGCAGAAAGACUCAAACAUGAGUGGGAUUGAUCCUGAAGUUAUUGUCCAUAAAUUGCAGGUUGACCCAGACUACCCACCAAGGAAACAAAAAAGAAGAAAAUUCACUCCUGAAAGGAACAAGGCCAUCAACAAAGAAGUUCAGAAGCUCAUUGAUAAUGGGUUCGUGAGGGAGGUGCAUUAUCUCGACUAG